Klebsormidium nitens is the source of this 2205-nucleotide messenger RNA. The record is from the annotation of a GenBank genome assembly. NCBI's taxonomy places the organism in Eukaryota, Viridiplantae, Streptophyta, Klebsormidiophyceae, Klebsormidiales, Klebsormidiaceae.
GGUCAGCUCAAACAGCUUCAGCCUCAGGCCCUCAGGGAUGUCCAAGAAGGCAAUUUAGGCUUAGCCUUUCGAGAGUGGGCGCGACGAUGAGCACAAUGAGCGCCUCCCUGGGUGUUGGGCCUGGUGGCUCCACUUCGGAGAUGAAGACCGCACUGGAAGAGCUGCGGUUGGCACGCCAGAAGCUGCGGCCCCGUCCUUCCCCUGUGGAGCUGGCAGAGGCACAGGCAGCGCUGGUGGAGGGUGACAAGCAGCUCAUCAGCGACCUGGAGCAGCUCAUGCUGGCCCCGCGGCCCCCCGAGCUAGAAGCCGCCCAAUUCGCGUCUCUGCAGGCUCUGCGUGAAAGUCGGCUGCGCAAGGCCGCUGAGUUGGCGCAGCGGGCCCCGUUGGCUGUGUUGGAGCUGGACGAGCAGCACCGCCACUAUGACCACCUCAUCAUGUCGGCCGAGCGGGCGCUCUUUGCCAACCCCCAGGCGACCAAGCCCCCAGCCCCCCUCAAUCCCGAGGGUGUUGCCGCCGAGCCUGUGGCAGAGCCGGAAUGGCAGGAUAAGCAGCAGGUGGGGGCGAACCCCUUGCCCACUUUGCAGAUGCCGCAGCGGGGGGAGGACACACCAGGGCCUGCUCUCACUGGCGUGCCAAUGCUGUCCCACCACAAGACCACCAGUGGUGACCAGUCCGGGAAGGCAACGUUGGUGCCUGCUGCGGAGCCGGCGGUGAUACCUAAUGGGCAGCAGGGAGAAGGGGGCCCAAGGGUGGGCGAGAACAGGGCGGCAGCCUCUGCCGGGGCUGCGCCGGUGCGGGAGGUCCCUGAGGAGAAAUUGCCACGCCUGCUGGCCCAGGCGGCCACCUCGUCCAGCACAUGCCUCGACCUGAGCGCUGAGUUUGCGCACGAGCUCGACUUCUUCCCCGACACACUGCCCGCGCUGCCGGCCCUCAUGGAGCUCAGCCUGGCAGAGAACCGGCUGCCGGAGCUGCCCGCCGGCAUCGGCGCAUUGCCGGGCCUGGUGCGCCUCGAGGCGCAGUUCAACCGGCUGGCGGAGCUGCCCUCCACGCUGGGCGGCCUGACUGCGCUGACGCACCUGGACCUGCGCAGCAACUGCCUGGAGGAGCUGCCCCCCGCGCUGGGCCGCUGCGCGCGCCUGCGCUACCUCAACGUGGCCAGCAACAAGCUGCCCGCGCUGCCGGAGGCCAUCGGGGCGCUGGCCGGGCUGGAGACGCUGGUGGCCAGCCUGAACCACCUGCGCGGCCUGCCCGCCGCCAUCGGGGGCUGCACCGCGCUCACGUGCCUGGACGUGCACUACAACGAGAUCCGGGACGUCCCUGAGGCGCUUGGGGAGUGCCGCCGCCUGCGACAGCUGGACCUGGGCAGCAACUUCGCGGAGCUGCGCGCGCUGCCUGCCUCGCUGGGCCAGCUGAGCUGCCUGCAGACACUCACCCUGUCGCAGAACUCGCUGCGAGCUCUUCCCAUCAGCCUGGGCCGCCUCGCGCAGCUGAAGGUGCUCGCACUGGAGGGCAACCCGCUGCGCUACCCGCCCAAGGCCGUGGUGGCCGCCGGGACGGACGCCGUGCUCGCGUUCCUGGCGCAGCAGGCCGCCGCAGCAGAGGCGGAUGCCGCGGCCGCAGCGCAGCGGGGCCCUCUGCGGAAAGUGUGGGCCAAGCUGCGGCGCAAGCCGAAGGACCUCGCGCGGCAGGACAGCCUCGACGACCUGAAGCGGCUAGCGUAGCGUCGGGGGGUGCGAAAUGGGCAGGGGGAGGAGACGGCUGCAAAGUGGCGACCAGAGACGAGCAGCACGCGCAUUACACACUGGUCGAAUUCCAGCACAGUACAACUGGGAGCAUUUGAGUGAGUGAUUAAUGUGAGCGGAAUCCUUCAAAUAGACUCAGGAAGGCCUGGCAUGUGCAUCCGCACGGACCGGCAGAAUACUUAGGAAAGCAUCAGGUUUUACAGUUCCAGGUGGCAGAAGCGUACAAGGGGAUGCGUUGAGCUGUUUGCAGGCUGUACGAAAAGUACAUAACGGAUUUUGUCAGGCUAGCUUCGACCCAAGAGUCCUCGGAUUAGUCUGAGGCAAGCUGGAUUGCCUUCUGUAGAGUAAGCUAUGUAUUGUAUCUGAUGUAAAGUAUGUAGGCGUCCGACCUUUUAGUGUCGUUCUGAACGUCGCCCAGCGAGCUUGGAGCUUGAAUACUCUGACCAGCUUUUAUCAAGAGGGU